Symbiodinium pilosum is the source of this 1492-nucleotide messenger RNA. The record is from the annotation of a GenBank genome assembly. Lineage: Eukaryota; Dinophyceae; Suessiales; Symbiodiniaceae.
GCCUUGUACUUCUCGGCACCCCAACGUCUUCUGCGAAGCGCGCGACCUCUUGGUGAAUGGAGCUGGCCUGGCCUUCGCUACCCGUGGAGUGGGUGUCAAUGAGCUGGAGGUUGCCAAGUGCGAGGACGGAAACCCCAAAAUCUGGAAGACUCCUGAUCACUCCCCUGCUGGCAUGCACAUGCCGGUAGACUGUGGCGUUCCGUAUCCCAUCUGGCGCGGUGUGGGCCAGCAGUGUGGCUUCUGUCGAGUUCAAGUCCACUGGAAGGCAUCAGACUCCUACAGAUCCUGCGACGGCUACUGCAAAGCGCAAGGUGGAAUUGCAUGCGAGAAGGCCUUCAUUGGCAGUGCUGGGGACUGCGAUACCCGGUCCACGAUCAAAUGCUCCGACUCGAUUGUCAAUGUUGAUGCGAUGUGCCAGUGUGCGGCACCGAAGGUGAAGGAGUCAGCCGCCAAUCUUAAGUAUGCUGCGGCUCUUCCGCGCCCUGCCGAGGCGGACAUGCAAUGCCUUGAGGAGGUUGAUAGUGGCUGCGGAUCACUCAAGGACAAGAAGUCAUGCUUGGGAAGCCGAGAUGGUGGUAUGGAAUCGCUGCGUGGUCUUCAAGUCUACGGGGAGCCUUGCGUUUGGUGCGGCGGAGGGUUGUGCACCGACCAUAGCUCCUCUCUUUGCGUCGCCUACGACUUUGUGGCGAAUGGUCUGGGCUUGGCCUUUGGCGCUCGGGCUCCUGCCGCAGUGUCAGAGGUUGCGAGUUGCACCAAGCAGGCCCACGAUGAAAUGCUGGGAGCGGCUGCGCCACCCGUGCCAGCAAUGGCAAAGGCUGGCACACAGUCCCAGUCCGAGUCCCCAGUGGGUCCAGAGGCGGUGUGCGGCGUGCAUCCCAAGUGCUCCAAGCUGGACGGUUACUGCUGCCCGAAUUCUGCUGGGGUCUUCCUCGACUGCUGCAACUCGAAUGGGCCAAUGGCAAUAGCAGAUCAGGCAACACUGCAGGCUCAGCUGCCUGCCACUGCCGUUCAUGUGGUUGUCCCCAAGGUUGCCGCACCGGUGGUGGUUGCGCCGCAGGAGCUUCCCAAACUGAAAUACAUGGACCAUGUGCCGGACCCAGUUCCGCCCAAAGUACCAGAGCCAAUCCUUGGCGUCGGUACCUGGAAGCCGCCUCGCCCCGACCAGGCAGACCUUGGUUGCAUGCUGGAGGAGCCGAAGGGAUGUGGCAGCUUGGACGACCGCAACGCUGUCUUUGAUGACCUGCAAUGCCUGAAGCGCUCCGAAAUCGGAUGCAACAACAUCAAGGACAAGAAUCAGUGCCUGUCCAGCAUGGACGCGCGCCCCUUUGAUGAGGUGGCUGGCUUCAAGGCAAGAAACCAGCCCUGCGUUUGGUGUGGUGGUGGGAGCUGCCACUCCAACAAUGCCAAUGCGUGUGAGCCCUAUGACUUUGUGAUGAACGGCGCAGGCACGGAGAACCAGCACACAACAUGCUUCCACUUUGCUGCAGCAUAG